Messenger RNA from Sclerotinia trifoliorum, 1507 nucleotides. Lineage: Eukaryota; Fungi; Ascomycota; Leotiomycetes; Helotiales; Sclerotiniaceae. The record is from the annotation of a GenBank genome assembly.
AGGAGCUAGUAGUUUGAAGUAACCUAUUCCUUUUGGACACUUCACAGAUUUGUCAAUUUUAUUUUUCUCCAGAAUUAUUUCACUCCGGUAUUCGCAGCACUGAAUAAAUACCCCCAGAAGAUCUGAGAUAUAUGAAUUAAUAUCAUAAAAUAACACGGUACAAGUUCGAUAAACAUACCGCGGAAGAGCUUUAGAUACAACUUCGGAUACAAACAGAUAAGAUGAUUAGAUCCACACAAAUUGCCAGGCUGGAUGGUAUGCUUGUCUAUUUAUUCUCUGGACUACAACUAAUCUCACCAUGUAGGCCUUAUGUUAUGCGCCUCAGUUGAUGAUGAGCAGGUGCGCAAGUUGUCCCUAUGUUGAUUGUUGCGAAACUGACUCAUGUACCUCCCAGACUGAAUCUUCUCUGGCAGAGAUCAAGUCGCAAGUCAAGAUGGUUCUCCGAAAAAUGAAUCGAAAUUCCGCCGAACAAGCCACUCUCGAUAGUGGUCCAUAUACUAUGCAGUACGUUGAAGAAACACAAUAUCCUUAGGUCGGAUGGAUGAAUCGUAUCCUUGGUUGGCUCUAUAGCUCUUGCUGUGGGUGCAGCAUGGGCUAGAACCAUGAGACCUUGCAUAGCGGCGCACAAAGUGGAAUGGCAAGGAACAAUAUGCAAGUGCAGAUCUGGACUUCUACUGCAAUCUGAAAGUGGUAUACAACAGUUAAUUACCAAAUUUUUGCGCUGAAUGUAUCUCCUGAUUUUUCUUCAAUAAUCAGCAAUUGGAUUUCAAGCUUGGACAUAUCGUCCAUAUCAUUCUAACGUAUCAUAGUUACAUGAUUGCCAACGACAUCGUUUUCCUCUGCAUCUGCGAACGCUCAUAUCCACGGAAGCUUGCAUUCACCUAUCUCUCAGAUCUUUGCACUGAAUUCAACACCACAUAUCCAGCCACUCAAGUACACUCGCCGACUUUACGACCAUAUGCCUUUAUGGAUUUCGAUACUUUCAUUUCGCGGACGAAAUCCACAUACUCCGACACACGAGCAACUCAGAACCUUGACAAGCUCAAUGAUGAACUUCGAGAUGUUACUAAAGUCAUGACCAAGAACAUUGAGGACCUGCUUUAUAGAGGAGACAACCUGGAGCGUAUGGGCGAGGUUAGCAGCAGACUGAGAGAAGAUAGCAAGAAAUAUCGCAAAGCAGCGGUAAGAAUUAACUGGGAGCUAAUGUUGAAACAAUACGGACCGAUUGGUGGCCUUGGACUUUUCAUGAUCAUCUUCAUCUGGUGGAGGUUCUUUUGAUAUCUCCGGAUGCUCGUGGAUACAGUCACAUAAAAAUGGGGUUUGGAGAGGCGUUGAUGAUAUAUAUGGAGGGAGUUUCGCAAAAUUUGCGGCGGCAGCUUUUGCUUCCAUGUAUAAUGAUUCCCAAUAAAUCGCAAUUUUCCCGUUAUUAAAAUACCCGAUCUGUCUUGGUCAGCUAGUUCUGAAGGAGUUUUUUUAUGGCUCGGAUUCACUCACAUGCAUAUUUUAG